Molecule: messenger RNA, 1525 nt
Organism: Procambarus clarkii (red swamp crayfish)
Lineage: Eukaryota; Metazoa; Arthropoda; Malacostraca; Decapoda; Cambaridae
Source: RefSeq, a predicted model, not a curated record
UAAUGAUCAUAUCCUCGAAGCAGUUAAGGUCGCGGGAUAGACAUAAAUAGGGUGGAGGAGGCAGGAGAAGUAUCAGUUCCAUCCAAGACUUCAGUCAGCUCACAAGCGGGGUAUACUGAGAACCAUGUGGAAGGCCGUAUUGCUACUGAGCUCCGCGAGUGUUGUCCUGCAGAUGGCAGUGGCACAGAGCGGAGCAGAGAGCUUACCCUUCCACGGAUACAUUCCCGGAGAUAGUGUCAGGGCGAAUGCUCCCAGAGGGGAUGGUCAACCCAACGACAUCUAUCUCGCCUACGAGAAGCCGCCCGUACUCCAAGACGACGAGGUGGUGCUCUAUCCCCGUAACUCUGACAGCUUCGGUUCGGAGGAUGGUCAGGACCCCGAGGAACACGUCUAUCAGAUCCACAAAUCAAGCAAGCUGCAGAACAAGUUCGACAAGCAUAGCAAGCACUCACACAACCAUAGCAAACGCAGCGGCAAGACACUGACAGCUGCCUCCGCUGGCAGCGAAGUCGGUGAUCAGACGUUCCCGCAAGCCCUCACCGGUCCCCUGCCAGGACCCAACUAUUCCCCUCCUUCCGCUCCUCACUAUCCUUUCCCUGCCCCUUCCCCAGGCGGCUAUCACAUUCCUGGCUACCAGGGAUAAGGGACACGCUCUCGCAUCUCCAUGUUCACCUUUUGUGUGGACGGACUUCCAAAAUGCUUUGUCAGGGCAUUAAGCCCCAUCCUGGGUAUUAUUUGUUAGGCAUUGAAGGAUGCUGCCACCAUCCUCCUCAUUCCCGUCGCUGAUCCUACAUCUGUCGCAUCUCGGCACCUGUUGAUAUCCUAUAGAAGUGUCUUGGACAUUUCUCAAUAUAUAGGACUUCAGUCUGAAGCUAUAUUUUCCUCAGGGUAUACCUGUGGUAUCCUUCCGCUUCAGUGAACUUUGCAACAGCUUCAAACCAUUAAAUACUUCCUACAAUCACAUCCUCAUAAAACAAUCCUUCAACGACCCCGUUCUUUAAGCACUUCCGGAACGAAUCCAUCCUGCUGCCAAUCCUACCGUAACCCUUCAUCCUAUCCACACUUAGUCCUUCAAGUAAUCUUGCAUAUGUCUCAUCCUUCAAGGCCACCGUCAUCCUAUCUCCCACGCCAGUUAAUCCCACGAGACCUGCUAUCCUUCAUAUCAUCCUAUAUCACCAUCAUCCUUCAAAUAUCCUUCAAAAUCCCGCACUCCUGUCCUGGCAGGAUCGGCAAGGCCAAGAGAUGUUAACAGGACAUCAGUUUUGUCCUUACUAUGUGAUAUAUUACUUAAAGUAUUUAUAAAUGUUGAAUAUACCUGUACCUGCACAUUCGUGUAUGACUGAUAGUAUUUGAUGAAUCAAAAUGUAUGCUGUAUUAUAUACAACAAAACUACCUUAAUAAAAAUGUUGAGUGUGUUUGGCGCCAUGAGUAGUCGAGCUGAGUGAAAGAAUUUGCCAGAGGCAAUGUUCGUAUUUAUACAAUAUGCACUGAUAAUAACAAAAACAAAAUAUAUAUAUACAAUUUA